AUGCCGAGCACGGGGACCUGGGUCAAGAUGAUCACGUUGGGCGCCGCGGUGAGCAUCGGGGGCCCUCUAUUCGUGCAGUCCAUCAGACCGUCCGACGAAGAGCUGUUCAGCAGAUACAACCCCGAACUGCAGAAAUCAGCGCUUGAGAACCGCGACCGCCGAGAAAAGGAAUACGACGAGUACGUGAACAAACUCAAGGAAUGGUCCAAGUCGGACAAGUCGAUUUGGUUCGCCGUCAAAGAAGAAGAGGAGCGCCGCAAAGCCCAAACAGCCGAAGUCAUCGAUCAAGCCAAAGAGGACGAGCGAAAACAGCGCGAGGAGAUGCGGAGAGAGCUCCAGGGCGAGAAGUAA
Messenger RNA from Talaromyces proteolyticus, 351 nucleotides. RefSeq names its product assembly factor cbp4. Gene Ontology annotation, biological process: mitochondrial respiratory chain complex III assembly. The transcript is spliced from 4 exons. The record is from RefSeq and is a predicted model, not a curated record. Gene Ontology annotation, cellular component: mitochondrial membrane. Lineage: Eukaryota; Fungi; Ascomycota; Eurotiomycetes; Eurotiales; Trichocomaceae. The coding region runs from base 1 to 351 and encodes 116 amino acids.